Molecule: messenger RNA, 291 nt
Organism: Danaus chrysippus (African queen)
Lineage: Eukaryota; Metazoa; Arthropoda; Insecta; Lepidoptera; Nymphalidae
Source: the annotation of a GenBank genome assembly
AUGUUACGUCAUCCGAUAUUAGAUAUGUUUGGAGUGAAGGGCGUGUUGGCAGACAGAGCCGCGUGUGUUUAUAUGUGUGUAUGUUUUCUUGCAGCAGGUGUUGGUGCCGCAGUCGUCGGGCGCCCACCACCCCCACCCGGCCUAGUGCGACCCUCGCAGCCCACGGAACACUGUCUCGCCAUCUCUGCCAUUAUUUGUGGAGUACUGAAUGUUAUCAACACAACAACUACACCUAAAACUAAACCUAAACCCCAUCGGUGCGGACGACGCUCUAAUAUCAGUACUCGAUGA